Molecule: messenger RNA, 2706 nt
Organism: Wyeomyia smithii (pitcher-plant mosquito)
Lineage: Eukaryota; Metazoa; Arthropoda; Insecta; Diptera; Culicidae
Exons: 1
Coding region: 1-2706 (901 amino acids)
Source: RefSeq, a predicted model, not a curated record
AUGGCGAAUAUACAAGGUAACUUCUUUCAGUACAUUAAUACACACUAUGGCUCCGAAGCGGUCACCGCUAUGAAGGCAUAUGCUCUAGACAACAGAAAACUGGCGAAUAUGCUUAGUAGGAAACUGUUUCUGAAAAAGUGUAAGAAGAACGGUGUUUUUCCUCACCACAUCACUCGAAGCUUCAAAUGUGUACAUCAAAUGCUAGCCGAAAAUGGACCUUACUUGAACAAAAUAAACACGAUCAUCAUAAAAUUCAAAAAAGCUGUACUCAACGUGGAAAUACGACAAACAUAUCAUCUAAUCAACACUCUUUCCCGAUCCAUACACAACCUACAAGAAGUCAUCACGUUAAUAGUAGGAGACAGCAUUGCUACAGCUUAUCUGGACACCCAGUCAACCGCAUUCCACAACAAUUUAAACAACAGAAAUAAAUCUACCACCAACAAACUACAAAACAUUAUUCAAUGUAUGAACUCUCUGUCAACCAUACAGACCAACGAGAAAGCUAUAACGAACGCGACCAACGUACAAGUGCCUCCAGAGACCACUGCAUCACUGAGUCUCGGCCCAAAGUUCGCGUUACCUGUCACCCAUCUCUCACAGGUCCCUCUGUUCAAUGUCUUGUCCGAUUUGGAAACCAUCAUUCAGUCGCACCAAGACAAACGGAUACAGGAUAGUAACCGAUGCAGAGCUACCAACAUUAUUCUCAACUACAUCCAUGGUUUUGGAUCACUGGUUGAUGCAUUGGAACCAAUAGGCAGAUGGUGUACUGAAGCACAGAAGACAACAGCUAAGUUUCUGAAAGCUCAUCCCGAAAUCCUGGUUCUGUCCUCUGACAAGGGUAAUCGCACUGUCAUUAUGUACGCUAAGGAAUACCAUGAGAAAAUACGCGCCCUUGUCGAUGACCAAGCAACAUACCGCAACGUGCCCAGAGACCCCACAGAAAAAAUCCAAAGGAAAAACAACAAUUUUGUAACCACCCUACUCAACUUGAAACUCAUAGACUCCAAGACCGCCAAAUGGUUAAAAACCUAUGAUGCUGUUUGUCCCAGAAUUUAUGGACAACCUAAAGCGCAUAAGACAAAUCUCCCUUUACGUCCUGUUGUGCCUAACUACUCCGCUCCGACCUACAAGCUAUGUAAAUUUGUGGCUAACAUACUGAACACCCACCUCACCAGCACUUUCAACACAGCUAGCUCCUUAAAAUUAUGCGAUGAGCUAAAAUCAUUCAUUCUCCCCGAAGAUCACAUCAUGGUAUUACUCGACGUUGUUUCUCUGUUCACGAACGUACCGAGAAAACUGGUAACCAAGACCAUCACCGAUCGCUGGCACGAAAUAAAUACCGAGAUCUACCUUGAGCUGUUUUUGGAAAUAGUAGAAUUUUGUAUGGAGGCAAGUUAUUUUCGAUACGACAACAAAUUUUAUUACCAGACAUACGGAACAGCUAUGGGCUCUCCUUUGUCCCCAAUAUUAGCCGAUAAAGUACUCGAAUCAAUCAUCCAUAGUGCAUUAAGCCACCUUCCCUUUGAAGUCCCUAUUCUACGCAAAUAUGUAGACGAUCUGUUUCUCAUCAUCCCGAAGGAUUCCUUCGACACCGUACUAGACACCUUUAACAGCCAGGAGGACCGAAUUCAGUUCACCAUUGAAAUAGAACAAGACCGCAAACUACCAUUUCUGGACUUGCUGAUAAAUCGACAGGAGGAUCAAUCACUUUUCACCGAAUGGUAUAGCAAACCUAUCUCAUCUGGGAGAAUGCUAAAUUUCCAUUCUUACCAUCAAUACAAACACAAAAUUAAUGUAGCCAACAAUUUUAUUCACCGCGUUACCUCUUUCACAUCUAAUCCAGAGGCGACAAACGUAAACACCAUCAUUCACAAACACCUACAGGCUAAUAGCUACCCACGAACCCUGGUGUCUCGGCUCAUCAACCUGUACCAUUCUAGGCAACAAGAAGUUGUCCAUCCUUCAGCUAUCACACUGCCACCACCAGCACCUCCACCCACAACAGCUCCACAGCCAACAGCCCCACCGCCGUCCUCUCAGCAACCACAUCAAGCCAGCAAUGCACCAUCCACGGCAAACAACCUUCAGGAUAUGGUUACCUUAGCAAGCACAACCAGCAUAACACCCAGCACAGACAUUGCUUACAGAUCUCUCCUUUACAUCCCCAAACUGAGUGAUCGUCUCAUUAAACUGUUCAAAAAGGAUUAUCCGCACAUCUGCAUCGCCACAAAAUUGAACAAAACUGUGAACAGCUUCCACAGUCAAGUUAAGGAUCCUACAAAUAAAAACGAAAACAGCAACAUUAUUUAUAAAAUUCCGUGCAGCGGCUGUAACAGCAGCUACAUUGGAAUGACUUCAAACAAAUUAAAAACCAGACUCUACGGACAUGCAUCGAACGUAAACAAACUCAACCAGAUACUAAGUGCGGACACACAGACAAACUACCAGUUAUCCGAGCUAAGAGAGAAAACCGCUCUCAUUGAGCAUUGCAUCGACACAGAACACAGAUUCGACUUAGAGAAUACAUGCAUAAUAGAUAGAUCGAAACACACAGCUUCACUACCAUUUUUAGAAAUGUGUCACAUCUACUGUACACCACACAUAGUGAACCGCCGUAUUGAUGUGGACAACCUCAACACAGCAUACGCGGGGAUCUUACACAAACUUAAAAGCCUAAAUCAAGAUGGUAUAACAGUUAACUGA